UACUAAGCUAGUUAACCAAAAUUAAUUUUGUACAUACAUGUUGUUGCAUGCAGUUCUUUCUGCAGUAAGCGGGAUCAAAGCCCUCGGUCAAGACACUGUGAUGGGGGUUUCAAUUGCGAUACUGGUGCUGCUCUUCAGCGUGCAACGAUUCGGGACCGAUAAAGUUGGAUAUGCAUUUGCGCCGGUGUUGUGUCUGUGGUUUUCUUUCAUAUCUGGGAUCGGUAUAUACAACCUAUUCAAACACGACAUCACGGUUCUGCGUGCUUUCAAUCCCAAGUACAUAGUUGACUACUUCCGAAGAAAUGGUAAAGAUGGGUGGGUUUCACUUGGCGGGAUUAUUCUGUGCACCACUGGGACCGAAGCCAUGUUUGCUGAUUUGGGCCACUUUAAUAUUCGAGCUGUUCAGAUUAGUUUCUCGGGAGUUGUUUUUCCUGCCGUGCUGACUGCGUAUUGUGGCCAAGCAGCAUAUCUCACCAAGUACCCUGACCAUGUUGCCAAUACGUUUUAUGACUCAAUCCCUGAUCGGUUGUAUUGGCCGAUGUUUGUUGUGGCUGUGUUUGCUGCCAUCAUUGCUAGUCAAGCUUUGAUAUCUGGAGCAUUUGCGGUCAUCUCCCAAUCUCUAAGCUUAGGGUGUUUCCCAAGAGUGAAGGUGAUUCACACUUCUGCUAAGUAUGAAGGUCAAGUCUACAUCCCAGAGGUGAAUUGGAUCCUCAUGAUCUUAUGCGUUGUCGUCACUUUCGUCUUCAAUACUUCAACAGCGAUCGGCCAUGCUUAUGGGAUUGCUGUGAUGAGUGUGAUGGUGAUUACCACCUGCAUGGUGACUCUGAUAAUGCUUGUGAUAUGGAAGACGAAUAUCUGGUUGGUCGCAUUGUUCUUCUUGGUGUUCAUAGGCAUUGAAGGCCUUUAUCUUUCUGCGGCUUUGUACAAAUUCACGCAGGGUGGGUACCUGCCGCUGCUAUUGGCCUUGGUUUUGAUGAUCGUGAUGGGGAUAUGGCACUACGUGUACAAAGAACGCUACGCGUUCGAGCUUAAGAAUAAGGUUUCAGGCGAGUACGUGAGGGAUUUAGCCCAGAAUCCGGACAUGAAAAGAGUGCCAGGAAUCAUGCUUCUAUACUCCGAGCUGGUCCAAGGAAUUCCGCCGAUUUUCCCCCACUUUGUCUCCAACAUCCGGUCGCUCCACUCGGUGGUGGUCUUGGUUUCAAUAAAGAAUCUCCCCAUUAGUAAAGUGGCGGCGGAGGAACGGUUUCUGUUCCGGCAGUUUGAACCCAGGGAGUACCGCGUGUUUCGCUGCGUGGUCAGGUAUGGCUACAAUGACAAAAUGGGAGAGUCCAAGGAGUUCGAGGGGGAGCUGGUGAGUCACCUCAUGGAAUUCAUCAGGAACGAGCAUUUCGUGGCUCCCGAACAAGCUUCGCCGGCGGAUUGGGAAGAAGAAGUGCAGUUUGUGCAGCAUGCGACGGAGCAAGGCGGCGGCGUGUUCUACCUGUUGGGAGAAGCGGCGGUGGAGGCGAAACAGGAUUCGUGGUUUUUCAAGAAGUUUGUGGUUAACUACCUCUACAGUUUCCUGCGCAAGAAUUUCAGGCAGGAAGAGAAAGUUUUUGCGAUUCCUCAAAACCGGCUUUUGAGAGUCGGCAUGACUUAUGAAAUAUGA
Messenger RNA from Ipomoea nil (Japanese morning glory), 1648 nucleotides. Its product is annotated as potassium transporter 5-like. Gene Ontology annotation, molecular function: potassium ion transmembrane transporter activity. The record is from RefSeq and is a predicted model, not a curated record. Lineage: Eukaryota; Viridiplantae; Streptophyta; Magnoliopsida; Solanales; Convolvulaceae. Gene Ontology annotation, cellular component: membrane. The coding region runs from base 38 to 1648 and encodes 536 amino acids. Gene Ontology annotation, biological process: potassium ion transmembrane transport. The transcript is spliced from 5 exons.